CCCCUCCAGGUGCACAGUUAGCUAGAGUCACCAUGAUCCACCUGUGCCUGGGCGUGCUGAUCUUGGCUGCGUUAGCGGCGGGCGAGGAUAAAGCGAUCCGCAUCGCCUGCGGGAAGAACCGGGUCAACGUCACGUGGAGGCUCAGUCGCCAGUUGGCGCCGCACGGGAGCCGCUUCUUCCUGGGCAACUGCAUCCGCUCGCACGCCGCCAAGCUGCCCGGCGGGGAGGUGGAGCUCCAAUUCGACGUCUCCUUCUCUGAGUGCAAAUUCACCAAGCUGAUGAAAGGCAAGCACGUGGUCUUCCAGAACAAACUGACCUACAGGCCGCAGUCUAAAUCCAAGCCUCCAGCUUAUGAGUACCCCGUCAGAUGCGUCUACGACAGACCCGAGGCGUGGGUUCCACCCUUCUUGAACCCGGGCUUCAGUGCGUCGGCGGGACGAGGCGGCCUCAUCUUCCACAUGGCGCUGCUCAACGAGCAGAUGUCGGGCGUGGCCAAGACCAACGUGGUGCCCCUGGGCUCCUUCAUGGCCGUCUGGGCGGCGGUGGAGCAGCAAGGCCACCAACCCCUGCGUCUCUUUAUGGAGGAGUGCGUGGUGGCCGAUACGGCCGUGCUGCAGCCGCGCCGCCAGGUCUACCCCGUAGUCGGCAACAAAGGGUGUCUGACGGAUAGUGUACGCACAAAUUCUGUCUUCCUUCCUCGAUACCACUCCUCCGCUAUCGUCCUCUACAUGCAGACCCUCAUGUUGGGUGUUGGAGAGGUGUACAUCCACUGCAAACUGGUGGCCUGGGAUCCCGAGGUCCUUAAUGAAAGCAAGAAGGCAUGUCACUACUCGAAGCAGAACAGCAUGUGGGAGAUGCUGGACGACCCCGCCCAGAGCGACCUGUGCAGCUGCUGCGACAACACCUGCGGCACACGCCCCAGAAGACAAGCUGAGCAGGACUCUGGACGCUUCAGUCAACAUUCAGUCCUGGGACCUCUGGUCAUCGUCUAACAAGAUGGCGGACCUGUUGAUGGAUCGCCAUGAUAACUUGUUGUUGGCCAUUAAGUGAUGUUUCUGAUAAUAAAGGUCAUGUGCUGAAAUCC
Entelurus aequoreus (snake pipefish) is the source of this 1084-nucleotide messenger RNA. Its product is annotated as zona pellucida sperm-binding protein 3-like. The transcript has 9 exons. The record is from RefSeq and is a predicted model, not a curated record. Gene Ontology annotation, biological process: egg coat formation; positive regulation of acrosome reaction; binding of sperm to zona pellucida. Gene Ontology annotation, cellular component: extracellular matrix. The coding region runs from base 33 to 992 and encodes 319 amino acids. NCBI's taxonomy places the organism in Eukaryota, Metazoa, Chordata, Actinopteri, Syngnathiformes, Syngnathidae. Gene Ontology annotation, molecular function: acrosin binding.